Molecule: messenger RNA, 1083 nt
Organism: Aspergillus japonicus CBS 114.51
Lineage: Eukaryota; Fungi; Ascomycota; Eurotiomycetes; Eurotiales; Aspergillaceae
Product: proline racemase family protein
Exons: 1
Coding region: 1-1083 (360 amino acids)
Molecular function (GO): 4-hydroxyproline epimerase activity
Source: RefSeq, a predicted model, not a curated record
AUGGUGCAUUCCAACCGCGCCGUGCACAUCGUGAGCGUCCACUCGGCGGGGGAAAUCGGCGAUGUGAUCGUGGGCGGGGUUCUCGACGUGCCCGGUCAAACCAUGUUCGACAAGAUGACCUAUUUCCGGACCCAAGCCGACGAGCUGCGCCAGCUGCUGCUCAACGAGCCCCGCGGGCGUCCGUCGCGGAACGUGAACCUGGUGCUUCCCGCGUGCGACCCGCGCGCCGAUGCCGGGUUCCUGAUCAUGGAGAGCCAGGAAUACGCCUACAUGUCCGGCUCGAACACCAUCUGCACGGCCACGGCGCUGCUGGAGACGGGCAUGGUGAAGAUGCAGGAGCCGACCACCAUGCUCCGGCUGGACACGGCCGCCGGCUUGGUCGCGGUCACGGCGGAGUGCGAGGCCGGGAAGUGCAAGAGCGUGGCCUUCGACAAUGUCCCCGCCUUUGUGUUCCACCUCAAUCUGGCGGUGGACGUGCCGGGGCUGGGCACGAUCCUUUGCGACGUGGCGUACGGAGGCAUGAUGUACGCCAUCGUGGACAUGGCCCAGACCAACCUCACCAUGGAUCCGGACGAGGGCCAGCGCAUCGUGGAAUACGGGGAGCGCAUCAAGCGGGCCGUCCAGGCUGCCGUCCACCCGGUCCACCCGGACAACCCCGGCAUUCACGGGGUGACCAACUUCAUCUUCACAACGGCCCUGGUGGCGGGCGAUGGGCCGGAUGGCGGCAAGAAGGCCCAGAACGCGGUGGUGGUCUCGCCCGGUCGCUUGGACCGCAGCCCGUGCGGAACCGGGACGUGCGCGCGCAUGGCGCAGUUGCAUGCGAGACAGCAGCUGGCCGUGGGCGAGCCGUUUGUGCACACGAGUAUCAUCGGAACCGAGUAUGUUGGCUCCAUCACGGGUACCGUCAAGGUGGGCGAGUACGAUGCCAUCCUGCCUCGUGUCAAGGGCAGUGCCUGGAUCACCAGCUUCCAGCAGGUGGUCCUCGACCCCACCGAUCCUUUCCCACAGGGCUUCCGGGUGGGAGAUGCCUGGCAUGUGUCCAAGGUGCCAGUGCCCGCCGGCGCUCCGGUGAAUAGUAUUUAG